Molecule: messenger RNA, 669 nt
Organism: Acaulospora morrowiae
Lineage: Eukaryota; Fungi; Glomeromycota; Glomeromycetes; Diversisporales; Acaulosporaceae
Source: the annotation of a GenBank genome assembly
AUGGAUUCGGUAUUUCGUCAUCAUUCUCCGACCGAGGAUUGCGUUUUUUAUUCUCUCUACUUUCCUCGAUCAUCCGAAGAUUCCGACGAUAGAUUUUUCGAAUUCCUUCAAGAAACUAGUGCAUUGAUACUUUCGGAAUUAGAUCAAUUUUUGAACGGAUAUAUUUGGCAGAAAGAACCGUUUGGAUUGAGAAUUGUAAAAAAUGAUUUAGGACCAAAUUACCCUUUUCUACAUGGUAGAACGGUGUUCGGCGAUUGCAUCGAGGAUGAACGGUUUAUUGUUUUCUUGUUGCGUCAUAUUUCAGGAAAGUAUCCGGAUGUUGUGAUUAGCGUUUCAGAUAACGAUGGUGAAUUUUUGUUGAUCGAAGCCGCCAUGCAACUUCCCUCUUGGCUAGAUCCUAGUAAUGGUGAAAAUAGGGUUUUUAUACAUCGAAAUGAACUUCACAUAAUUCCCUUGAUGAAGCCGACAGAUGGAGAAUUGCAAAUUUCGACGGAAAAAUUGACUGUCGAAAGAGCAAUUCAAUUAGUGCGUGAUGACAAUAUUCACACCAAAGCUGAUGAUGAAAUACAAACGGCUGUGUUUGCAAAUAUAAGGGGGUAUGUAAAUAUGCGAGUCUACAUAUCACAAGUUGUCGUAACAUAUUUUCCUAAUUCUGAAAAAUUCCUUCAG